Molecule: messenger RNA, 1905 nt
Organism: Meira miltonrushii
Lineage: Eukaryota; Fungi; Basidiomycota; Exobasidiomycetes; Exobasidiales; Brachybasidiaceae
Exons: 1
Coding region: 318-1679 (453 amino acids)
Cellular component (GO): endoplasmic reticulum membrane
Source: RefSeq, a predicted model, not a curated record
GUGCAGCUUAAACUACACUAACAAAGUGGGGGGUACGGCUUCUGUGUAAUGUGUGAAUUGUGAACCAAAAAGAAGAAGAAUCAACACAAAGCCAUCACUUCAACAACAACUUCCAAUCAACCAUCAACUGACAUCUUAUUGUCAACAACCGUCCAACGUGAGAGAGCCGGUGCCGUUCUGGGGCCCUUGUUCAUUUACGCAACCGGCGCUUGCGCCUAAUCAUUUGCAUAUCCUUGCCAGAUUCUUCUCAUAUCAUACAAAAGCCAACCUCAUGCUACGAUAAGCGAUUGUCUUGAUCAUCAACAAUCUUGUGCACGAUGUCUUGCUGUGCAGAACAUCAGGUCUUAACGACUGGUUCUUCCUACCUAUUCAACGUUUGGUCAAGCUCGCCUUUUUUGACUUCUUUGCUAUUAGGUCCAAUCGUGCUGGCAAUCGUCUUGGUAUAUCCUGCAUUGGUAUUCUUUACACCGCAAGAAAAACAUCUUGACUCAAGUGCAUUCCAGUACGUCACAGCAGACGACCCGUCCAAGAGAAAGACAUUGCCGAAGUUGGUGGAAAUUGACGCAGAAAAUGAAGAAAUUCAACUCAGUAUCGUCAUUCCGGCUUUCAAUGAGAAGGACAGAUUACCGGUCAUGCUCGAUGAAGCAGUAGCAUUUUUGGAAACCCUCAAGACCUCAAAGAAAAGCUUAGCAGAAGGGAAUGGAAAAGGUAAACAGGCAAACGGCCAUUCUCAUACUGCGACAGAAACUGCUUCCAAGCGUGCACUCGUGAACCCAUUACAAUCAAUCGAAUUCAUCAUUGUCGACGAUGGAUCUCGUGACUCAACUGCAAGGGAUGUAUUGGAGUAUGCAAAAAAGAACAAGUUAGACACCUCUUUACGAUUGGUACAAUUAGGUCAGAAUUGCGGAAAGGGAAGGGCUGUUCGGCAUGGAGUAUUGCAUGCCAGAGGAGCUCUGAUCGCAUUUUGCGAUGCUGAUGGUGCAACAAGAUUCUCUGAUUUAGGCAAUCUGGCAAAGGAGAUGGAUAGAAUCAUCACGCCAGCAGGAUAUGCGAUCGUUUGUGGAAGUCGUAAUCAUUUGGUACAAAGCGAGGCAGUGGUCAAAAGAUCAUUCGCACGCAAUUUUCUCAUGCAUUCUUUCCAUCUCGUUUUGAAGCUGCUCAUGCGACCUCCAAAUCCUGCCAAGAUCGUCAACUCUUUUUUGCCAAAUGUCAACUUUUUUGCCAAAUCAAGCACAUCUAAACGAAAUCUUUUACCCGUUCAACCGCCAAUUCGUGAUACCCAAUGCGGCUUCAAGCUAUUCACAAGACGAAGCGCACAAGCAAUCUUUCCUUUAGCACACAUCGAUCGUUGGAUAUUCGAUGUUGAGCUUUUGUUGUUGGCUGAAGUUGCAUCUUCCAAUACACUCCAGAGAACAGCUGCUUCGAAUCCUUCACUCUUUGCUGAUUCUGCAGUAAAAGAUCCACUUUUACGUUUACCUUUGCCAAUUUCUGAAGUUGCUGUCGAUUGGCGUGAAGUGGAAGGUAGCAAGAUUGAUAUCUUGAAAGAUAGUAUCAGAAUGGGAUUGGAUCUUUUGAUCAUUCGAUUGAAUUACGCUUUUGGAAGAUGGAAGGGUCCUGGUAUACUGCCGGGUGUUGAAUCGAUGUCCGGCAAAGAAAAGGUUGAUUCAUGUUGUAAAUAGUCACACGUUCAUACCUGUCACAAUAAGUUGAAUUGAAUAGAAUACAAAUGCUGAAAGAAUGAGUCGGAUGCGGCGAGGACGUGAAGUGAACUGAGAUCAAUUGUUUCUGGAGGAGGGAAGCGUAAGGAAAGUCAGUGUCAAGUCCCCGGCUGAUCGGCAUCCGAAAUACGUACUGGCUGAAUUUAUGUCCACAUUUAGGACAGGUAUAAAAGACUGUUGAACCUUC